Messenger RNA from Zychaea mexicana, 3438 nucleotides. RefSeq names its product DNA polymerase family B-domain-containing protein. Gene Ontology annotation, biological process: DNA replication; mitotic DNA replication initiation; lagging strand elongation. The coding region runs from base 1 to 3438 and encodes 1145 amino acids. Lineage: Eukaryota; Fungi; Mucoromycota; Mucoromycetes; Mucorales; Lichtheimiaceae. The record is from RefSeq and is a predicted model, not a curated record. The transcript is spliced from 17 exons. Gene Ontology annotation, cellular component: alpha DNA polymerase:primase complex. Gene Ontology annotation, molecular function: single-stranded DNA binding; pyrimidine nucleotide binding; purine nucleotide binding.
AUGGAGCCACCGCGAGAUGUGGAUUCACUCGAAGAGGACGGGAGCUUGCAUAUGUGGUGGUACGAUGCAUUUGAAAGACGCGACAAGGGCUUCGUAUACCUAUUUGGCAAGGCAAGUAUACUUUUGGGCAUUUUGAAUAAGGCCAGCAAUCGAUAUAUCAGUUGCUGUGUCACUAUCAAAAACAUUGAACGUACACUUUUCGUUCUUCCUCGUAAAUUCAAGGUUGAUGGACAAGGAAAUCCUACUUCAGAAGAAGUAUCCAUUGCGGAUGUCCACGCCGAGUUCACAAAUAUCACAACGAGCCACAAUAUCAGCAAGACUCUUGCCAAGCCUGUAUCUCGAAAAUACGCAUUUGAGCUGCCUGAUGUACCAGCAGAGAGCGACUAUCUCAAAGUCCAUUAUAAUUACCAGCAACCAUCAUUACCUGAAAACUUGACUGGCACCACCUUUAGUCGUGUAUUUGGCAUCAACACUGGUCCCAUGGAACACUUUUUAAUAAAGCGGGAUAUCAUGGGUCCUUGCUGGAUCAAGAUUGAAAACGCCCAGAUCAGUGGUAGCAAUGAAACUUGGUGUAAGGCUGAAGUGCUUGUGGAUGAUCCAAAAUUGGUGAAUCCAUUGCGUGAUGCGAACGGAAACGCACCUACCUAUAUUCCUCCUCUCGUUAUCAUGUCGCUCAGUCUUCGAACAGUGAUGAACCACCAAAAGAGCCAAAAUGAAAUUGUCGCUGCUAGCGGUCUUGCCUGCACGCAAGUUCAAAUUGACGAGCCAACACCCAUCGAUAAACAACCUAAAACACGGUUUACCAUUGUCCGCCAACUGAGCAAUACCCCGUAUCCAGCAGGUUUCAACGAUACCGUUGUUCGUGAGAGAAAAGGUGGUUUUGCCAUUCAAGUUGAACGAACCGAGAACGCUUUGUUGAAUUGUUUGAUUGCCAAGAUCCAUGUGACCGAUCCCGAUAUAAUUGUUGGCCAUAACUUUGCUGGUUUCGAUCUAGAUGUCUUGCUUCAUCGUAUGAAAAGUCUGAAUAUACAACACUGGCACAAGCUCGGUCGUUUCAAGCGCAAGUACUGGCCCAAGCUCCAACAAGGUGCUGGUGGUGCAGGCGAAGCAACCUACCAAGAAAGAAUGUUCAUGAGUGGCCGACUCGUGUGCGAUACGUAUCUUGCAGCCAAAGAUUUGAUCCGCAGCAAAUCUUAUCGAUUAACGGACCUCGCUCAGUCACAGCUCAAGAUUGCUCGUGAAGACAUUGAAUACGACAAGACCCACAUGUUCUUUGAGGAUCCAAAGACUUUGAUGCAUCUUGUUAAGCAUUGCGCUUUCGAUGCCUUUUUGACAUCGUCGCUCAUGUUUAAACUUCAAAUUCUUCCGCUCACCAAACAACUCACCAACUUGGCCGGUAACUUAUGGUCGAGAACAAUGACGGGUGCUCGUGCUGAAAGAAACGAGUAUCUGUUGUUGCACGAAUUCCAUCGACAGAAAUAUAUUUGCCCUGACAAGCAAUUUGCCAAAAUGGCCGAGCCGGAACAACUUGAUCCUGAGCUUGAUGCAGAUGAGGCAACCGAACAGCUUCAAAAGACAAAGUCCAAGAGUGGCAGAAGAAAGCCCGCAUACGCUGGUGGUCUUGUCCUCGAGCCCAAGAAGGGAUUCUACGACAAAUAUGUCCUUUUGCUCGAUUUCAACAGUCUGUAUCCGUCCAUUAUGCAGGAAUAUAACGUGUGCUUUACCACUGUGCAACGACACAACUUGACUCCGAAAGAAGAGGAUAAGGUACCUAAUGUACCUGACCAGUCCAUUGGUCAAGGCUUGCUACCACGUCUCAUCAAAACCCUCGUCGACCGUCGUCGUCAGGUCAAAAAGCUUAUGAAGGAUCCUAAAAAUACCGAAGCAGAAUUGAUGCAGUUCGACAUUCGACAAAAAGCACUCAAACUUACUGCUAACAGUAUGUACGGUUGUCUUGGCUUCUCCAACUCUCGCUUCUAUGCAAAGCCUUUGGCCAUGUUGAUCACACACAAGGGUCGUGAGAUUCUUCAAAACACCGUGGAUCUGGCUGGUACCUUGGAUCUAAACGUUGUUUAUGGUGAUACCGAUUCCAUUAUGGUCUAUACAAACGAAAACGAUAUCCAGAAGGUCAAGGACAUUGGAAAUAUGCUGAAGAAGAAGGUCAACGAGCGCUAUAAUUUGCUCGAGAUUGAUAUUGAUGGCUUCUUCAAGCACUUGCUACUGCUGAAAAAGAAAAAGUAUGCCGCGCUGUUGGUGGAAGAGAAGCCGGACGGUACACUCUCGGAAAGUGUCGAAACAAAGGGUCUUGACCUUGUGCGUCGAGAUUGGUGUGAUCUCUCACACGACGUAUCUUCGCGCGUUUUAUCCUUCAUCUUGUCCGAUAAAGACCGUGAAGACGUUGUAAAUGAAAUUCAUGCAUAUCUUCAAGAAAUCGGCAAAGAGAUUCGUGAAGGAGUGACUCCACUUGAAAAGUUCAUUAUUAAUAAGCAAUUGACCAAAAAUCCACAAGAAUACGCAGAUGCAAAGACUCAACCACAUGUACAAGUUGCAUUACGAAUGCGACAAGCAGGCAUCAGUGUAAAAUCGGGAGAUACUAUUCCAUAUGUCAUAUGUAAGGUCGACAACGUUCCUGCGGGCACCAAGGCUGGAUUUGCAGAGAGAGCAUUUCAUCCGGAUGACGUUGUCCGUGGCGAAAUGCAGCUUGAUAUCGAUUGGUAUUUGAAUCAACAAGUCCAUCCACCUAUUGGCCGUUUGUGCUCACCCAUUGACGGUACCGAUAUUGCUCGUUUGGCCGAGUGCCUUGGUUUGGACAGCACCAAGUUCAACGUUGGCCGGACGUAUGCUGAAGAGAGCGAAGAAUUUACUACUUUGGAAUCACAAAUUAGUGAUGCAGAGCGGUUCAAGGACGCAGAGCGGCUCCAGAUCCAAUGUAGCUACUGCAGACAUGAACAAACGUUUGAAGGCAUCGCACAAAUCCUUGAAGACAACACUGUUAUUCCUGGUUUGCAAUGUGGCGGCUGUCAGCGCAUGAUCAAGGAGAGUGCGAUUCGUGGAGCGCUUAUCCUGGCGAUGCGAUCCUAUAUCAGAAAGUACUACCAAGGCUGGUUAUAUUGUGAUGAUAGUACCUGUGAUUCUCGGACGCGGUCCAUGUCUGUCUUUGGUCGACGUUGCUUAAAGGAAAGCUGUCAUGGCACAAUGAAACGCGAGUAUACCGACAAGCAGCUAUAUACACAACUCUUAUAUUUCACAACCAUCCUCGAUCCAUCCAAAGCCAAGCAAAGCGCUGCUAGCUCACCAUCAUCAGCUUCAAUUGAAUCCAUCAUCAACAAGCAUCAUACGACGUUUAUCAGACUCAACGCAGUGGCAGACGGCUAUUUACGACGAUCGGGUUACCGUCAUGUAGAUAUUGCCAAACUCAUGUCCCUCGUCAAAAUCUAA